AGCAGGAUUGUUGAAGUUAUUUAUUGAUUUAAUUAUUUAUUUAUAGAGGGAGUUGAAAAGAGGAGGAAUGUGGCCUACAAAUGGGAUGCAAUCGAUGCAGAAAUUGGUUGCUGUGGCAAUAGACAGGGAUAAGGGCUGCCAAGGUGCCCUCAAAUGGGCUGUUGAUAAUGUUCUUGGCAGGGGCCAGACAAUUGUUUUGGUACAUGUUCGAAUGAAGCCAUCAAACCAUUCCCACAGGUUUCACCAAGUUCCCGAUGAGCAAAUUCAAAAUGAUGCGGAUUUGAAGGAUCUCUUCCGGCCUUUCCGUGUCUUCUGUACACGCAAAGAGAUACAAUGCCACGAAAUUGUUCUCGAUGAGACGGAUGUAGCAAGAGCUCUCAUUGAAUUCGCAAAACAGUCUUCCAUUGAAGUAAUGGUUGUUGGUGCUGCAUCAAAAGCCAGCUUCUUCAGAUUUAGAGUUAAAGACAUUCCCGGGACUGUGUUAAAAGGUUUACCCGAUUAUUGCACCGUAUAUCUCAUCCACAAAGGAAAGAUCUCAUCUACACGGUCUGCUUGUCGUCCUGCUCCAUCCAUCAUUAGCCCACUUCGCGGCAAGCUCAUGAGUCUAGCCAACAAUAGAGUCAACGGACCCGAUCCAGCAAUGCCGUGCAGCACUAAUUCCAAAAGUUCAUUCUCAGGAAAUUUUAGGCCGGGAUCAGAGUUAUCGCCACUCUCGGGAAAUAGCGAUGCAGGCUACAACAAGUCCCCACUUGCUGACCAAAGGUUCCCUAAUGAAAGACCAUAUGAAAUCUCGGAACAAGAAACAGAAGGAUCCUUUGCCAACACGGGGAGGAGAAGCGUUGAGAUGUAUUCAGCAUAUGAGAGUUUCGAGAGCGGUGUUACUCCUCCUCGGCUUUCUGGAAUCUCUGAUAUGGAUUACCAAAGCAUGGAUUCAUGGCAGAAUGGUCACAAAUCUGAGGAGGUAGGGCAGAAAUCUAUAGACGCAGGAUUCCCAGUCGAACUCUCUGUUUCUCUCGAGAAUGAUCAUACCUUGUUGGGAUCAACAACGGACGAAGUCGAAGCAGAAAUGAGAAGACUAAAACAGGAACUAAAGCAAACAAUGGAUAUGUACAGUACUGCGUGCAUGGAAGAGCUCUCGGCCAGGGACAAGGCAACGGCGCUCCAGAAAUGGAAGAUCGAAGAAGAAAGGAAGGUAGAAGAAGCUCAAUUAGCAGAAGAAGCAGCCAUGGCUGUGCCAGGAAAAAAAAUGGCGACGACUGAGGCUGCACUCCAGCACGCCGAAGCAGCUCAACGGCUGGCAGCUCUGGAAGCCGAAAAGAGAAUAAAUGCAGAGAAGAAAGCCUUACGAGAAGCCGAAGAGAAUAAUACGAUGCUAAGCUCUCUAACGCAGACGGAUAUCAGGUACCGGAAAUACACAAUCGAGGAGAUUGAAGUCGCCACGGAAUACUUUGCGCCGUCUAGAAAGAUCGGAGAAGGAGGCUACGGGCCCGUAUUCAAGUGUUAUUUGGACCAUACUCCUGCCGCCGUCAAGAUCCUCCGGCCUGAUGCUACUCAUGGUCGGGCGCAAUUUCAGCAAGAGGUCGAAAUUCUAAGCUGCAUGCGGCAUCCGAACAUGGUUCUACUUCUAGGAGCCUGUCCUGAAUACGGUUGCCUAGUUUACGAGUAUUUAUCAAACGGAAGCUUGGAAGAUCGUCUAUUCCAGCGCGGGAAGACUCCGCCGCUGUCGUGGCGGCACAGGUUUCGAAUUGCAGCCGAGAUUAGCGUCGGCCUACAUUUCCUCCAUCAGAACAAACCCGAGCCACUGGUUCACCGCGACUUAAAGCCUGCGAAUAUUCUGCUCGACCGGAACUUCGUCAGCAAAAUCAGCGAUGUCGGCUUGGCCAGGCUUGUUCCUCCGUCCGUAGCCGAUAAUGUCACUCAAUACCUACUGACGGCGACAGCUGGAACUUUCUGCUACAUCGAUCCGGAGUAUCAACAGACCGGGAUGCUCGGCGUGAAAUCCGAUGUUUAUUCCUUAGGGAUCAUAUUCUUGCAGAUUCUUACGGCUAAGCCGCCGAUGGGCAUAAGCCAUGUUGUCGCGAGAGCAAUCGAGCAAGGGAACUUCACCAAAAUUCUGGAUCCUUAUGUUCCCGAUUGGCCCGAAGAAGAGGCCUUAGGCUUGGCUAAAUUGGCGCUUAAAUGCUCCGAGCUUAGACGGAAAGACAGGCCGGAUCUUGGGAAAGUCGUGCUUCCGUACUUAAACAAGCUUAGGGAAAUGGCUGACGACAACGUGUAUGAACCUGCGAAUGGCUUCACGACUGCCUCUCCCGGCGCGACUCAAGUCUCUAUGUCGAAAGGGGAGUUGAGUUACCCGCCAUCGGCGCAAUCGAGCACCGGUGGCUGAUGUACGAGCAACCGUAGCAUGAAUGCAGUUAUAGAUGCUGAGACAAUGAGUUCCAUCAUGUUUGUAUACGGAGAAUCGGGCCGGGCUCGGAGCCUUUUUGUUUUUCCGGCAUGUCGACGGUGGCGCCGCCGCAGCUGUGCGUGCUUUGGGAGGUUCUUGGUGUGUGUUUUUGCACCAUGUAGAGGUUAGAUAAGCUCGAUAGUUUGAUGAUGUAAUUAGGUGUAUUAUGAAUCAGUUUAUAUAGAUAUUUUUACAUUUUGCCACUUAAUUAUUAGUAUUUUUGUUUUAAGAAAAAAGAAAAAAGCAAAAAUCACAAUAAAUAUAAAUAUACUUUUCACUUAUAAUAAAGCA
Molecule: messenger RNA, 2734 nt
Organism: Andrographis paniculata
Lineage: Eukaryota; Viridiplantae; Streptophyta; Magnoliopsida; Lamiales; Acanthaceae
Product: U-box domain-containing protein 52-like
Exons: 10
Coding region: 68-2383 (771 amino acids)
Biological process (GO): protein phosphorylation
Molecular function (GO): ATP binding; protein kinase activity
Source: RefSeq, a predicted model, not a curated record